Selaginella moellendorffii is the source of this 1987-nucleotide messenger RNA. RefSeq names its product 3beta-hydroxysteroid-dehydrogenase/decarboxylase. Bases 789 to 1958 code for a protein of 389 amino acids. The record is from RefSeq and is a predicted model, not a curated record. Gene Ontology annotation, biological process: steroid biosynthetic process. NCBI's taxonomy places the organism in Eukaryota, Viridiplantae, Streptophyta, Lycopodiopsida, Selaginellales, Selaginellaceae. The transcript is spliced from 7 exons. Gene Ontology annotation, molecular function: 3-beta-hydroxy-Delta5-steroid dehydrogenase (NAD+) activity.
AGAGGGUGGAAGCGGAGUGGUCUGGGAAAAUGGCGGAGUUCAGAAAGGAAAUGGGUCGUGCGAUGGAGCUCAAGAGCCAGGAAUUGCGCAUAGCGCUCGAACUUGAGGUGCGAGAGAGGACUCCCGGGCUGGACGUGGGUUCGUCUUCGGAACAAGAACGUUUAACAGAGCUGGAGCGAGUUGUGGAAGAUCAGAAGCAAGAAAUUGGGCGGUUGCGUCUGAGGGCCGAGACUGCGGAGGCUGAGCUUGUUCGCUUGCAGCAGUCAACGCGAAUGGUAGCAAAGUCCCGGGAGAGAGCGGAGGAGGGGCUGUUGUGUCUGGACACGAAGCAGCUGACACAGGUAUCCGCAGUCGAGAGCUUGAACUCGUGGGCAUCGCACGCCGCUUCUCCAAGGCUGCUGUCGUGUGCCGCUGACAACGGGCCUCCAUCUUCGGCACAGACAAACGCUGACUUCAAUUUCAGCUGCGCGUUCCAGCAGAAAGCUUCUUCAUGUGGUCAAGUGUCAACGUGUCCGGCCAGCCCUACAAGCCCCACAGCUUCGGCUUCGCCCAGCGCUGCAGCCGCCAGGAGAGCCCGGAUCGAGAACAUCUUCCAGCUGUGCGGGGACGGUCGCGAGAGGUGCAAGACGGCCAACUCCCCCAAGCCGCCCAAGCCCCCCGGGAACAAGUCGAGCCGUCCGUUGCGGGCGGUGGAAAAUCAAACCGCCGCAGUCAGUCCGCCGCCACCAUGCAAGCUGCGCAGGCACGGUGAAAACUUAGCGCCAUUCCCAGAGGUGCCCUAACCUGCAAUGGCUUGUGCGGUGGUGACCGGAGGCAGAGGGUUCCUGGGACGGCACCUGGUGCACAAGCUGCUGGAAUCCGGCAAAUGGGAGGUGGUGCGGAUCAUGGAUCUGGCGGCUGGCCUGGCGGUGGACGCGGAUGAGGAGAAGGCGUUGAGCGCGGCUCUGGAGAGCGGCAGGGCGCAAUACGCUGGGGUUGAUCUCCGCAAUCUCCCCCAGGUGAUUCAAGCUCUCGAGCAUGCCACCGUUGUCUUUCACAUGGCUGCACCCGAUUCCUCCAUCAGCGACUGGAAGCUGCACCACUCGGUCAAUGUGAUUGGCACGCGCAAUGUGAUUGAGGCGUGCAUCGAGCAGGGUGUGCACAAGCUCAUCUACACCAGCUCACCCAGCGUUGUGUUUGACUACAUCAAUGGGGUCAAGGAUGCGGAUGAGAGCCUGGCGUACCCAGCCAAGCUCAUGGAUUCGUACUCCGAAACCAAGGCGCAAGCCGAAGCACUCGUCCUGGAUGCCAACGGUAGGCAUGGGCUGGCCACCUGCGCUAUCCGCCCGAGUGGGCUGUUUGGGCCGGGUGACCGGCUGUUUUUACCGUCGAUUGUGGCAGCAGCCAGAGCAGGCAAGCUCAAGUUUCAGAUCGGGAGCGGCGACAACAAGUUCGACUGGACCUAUGUUGAGAACGUGGUUCAUGCUCACGUGUGUGCCGAGGAGGCAUUGGUGGAUGCAAGCGGUGUUGCUGCUGGCAAGGCCUACUUCAUCACCAACUGCGAGCCGGUCAAGUUCUGGGAGUUUCUGUCCGAGUUCCUGGAGCGAUUGGGAUACCCGCGGCCCCAGUACCAGCUGCCAGUCGCCUUGGUUCUGCCCCUGGCCUGCAUUGCCGAGUGGGCUUGCAAGCAGCUUGCACCGCUGGGGGUCCCGAUGACGCAGUUCACCCCCGCCAGGAUACGCUACAUGAGCUUGUGGCGAACGUUCAGCUGCGACCGAGCCGCGACUCUGCUCAAGUACAAGCCGCUCUACACAGUGGAGGAGGGCAUCCAGCGGACGGUGACGUCGUUCCAGCACCUGCGGGCUUCCCCAGCCGCCGGCGGCGAUGGCAAGUCAGCGGCACGUUGGUGGUGGAUGGUCCUUGUAGCCGUCGUUUUGCUCGCGGUAUUUUUCCAGAGAUUCCUCCACGAGGUAGCCUAGACUAAAGAAAGAAACAUUUUGGUGCGAAA